Neocloeon triangulifer is the source of this 671-nucleotide messenger RNA. Its product is annotated as guided entry of tail-anchored proteins factor 1-like. The record is from RefSeq and is a predicted model, not a curated record. Bases 142 to 648 code for a protein of 168 amino acids. Gene Ontology annotation, biological process: tail-anchored membrane protein insertion into ER membrane. Lineage: Eukaryota; Metazoa; Arthropoda; Insecta; Ephemeroptera; Baetidae. The transcript has 4 exons.
ACAACAACAAAGAAAACUGCAUGCAACAGAAAGCUGCUUGUUAUGCCUUGUUCUUGUUGACUUGCUGCAGUGAAAUUAAUUCUAAUUAGCAUAGUUUUAGCUACGAUUGAGCUGUAAAUACAGUUUUAGAUUGAUAAUAAUAUGGAAAAUCUGGAAAAUAUCUCUUUAGUCGUAAAACUCAUAAUCUUCAGUUUUUGCAGCGCUUUUUUGCCAGCAAUCGUAAAUUGGGUCAUUGAUUUAAAGCAGAGCAAAUCAAGCAGAGAAAAAGAACUGAUAUCAGAACUAAGGACAUUAAAAACCGAUUUGGCAGGAAUAUCUAUGAUGGACGAGUUUGCCAAGCACGCAAAACUGCAAAGAAAAAUAAUUAAGACUCAAGAAGAAUUAAAAACUGCCGCCAAUGCUCGGUCCCUGAACGCCACUAAGAACAAAGCAAUUUAUACGCAGAUUGUGAAUGCUGUCUUGGGCAUUUACUUGAUUUAUUUGGUGUGGAACUUCAAGUUUGACCCUGUACUCAUCAUUCCGGAAGGCUGGCUUUACCCACUUGAAGGGAUCCUCAGUUGGCCGACAGGCCAACCCGGUGCAAUAUCCGUAGCAGUCUGGCUCACUUUGUCUAGGACUAGUAUUAGGGUUUUAUCUAGUUUAAAAUAAAAGAAUUGUUUUUUUAUACUCUA